CCCGACAAAUAUUUUAUUUCAAGCAAUUACCAGGCCUUCUGCUUCAUACACGGUAAAACUUACACACGUACCAUGAACAGUUGAGAGCGAUUAAAUAUCAUUUUCUGCGAAAGAUCGCGUAGAAAGCCAAAAAAGCGCCCACCAAAUAUCAAAUUGAAAUUAAGUUCCACCUGACUAUAUAAAUUGCAUUUUUUUCUCAAAUGUCAUUGGUCGAAAGUAAUUAGCUUAUGCAAACUCAGUAACAUUUAUUUAAAUACACGUACCACUUGCAUUAAUAGCAAAUCCUACUACUGACAAUCUGCCGUAGCAUUUUAAUCAUGAUAUUCUGUUCUGUUCAUUUUUUUAGAAACUAAUAACAGGAAGUUUUUGUUUUAGUUUUUGCUCCGCUUGAGAUGGUGGAUCUCAGCUAAAGAGAACUCCUUGAUAAAUCCUUGAGUAAAACAAGGUUGCGUGGUUGCAUGGUAAAACGGUAGCAAAUUUAAUUUGGCAGCUGCUGAACAUUUGUCUGCUUAGCAGAGAAUUCAACAUGUCAAACGCGGCAAUUGAUGACUCGCUUGGAACACGUUCGACUUCCAAUGAGUCGAACUCUACUGUAGAUCUAAAGUACAAGCCUUUCAAGGAAGCUGUUCCAGAACUUGUUCCAUUUUCUGUAGCAAUCAUCUUGACGAACAGUUUUGUGUUUGUCCUCUUCUCAAAGAAGAACUUCCUCAGGACUCCUGCAAACUACCUUCUACUCAGCCUAGCGUUAUGCGACUUCUUUACUGGAUGCGUGAAUAUUCCGCUGGCCAUUACGGCGUUCACCCAGGCAGUGCCGUACGCGAAGCUACCCGACGUGUUUUACUUGGUGACCGUAUUACACAAUUUUACAGCUGUUGCCACUGGUUAUCAUAUUCUUGUUAUUACUCUUGAGAGGUAUCUAGUGUUCGCAUGGGAAAAUAGACGUCCAGUUUCCAAGAAUGCAAUCAUGCGAGUUCUGGCCAUGGUUUGGGGAGCAUCGGCCAUCAUCGCUAUUGUGCCCUUCUUCUGGAAGUCAGAAUUCUAUGCAAAUAAUCCCAAGGCGUCCAUUCUUCAAACGUCCCACGCCGUCUUCUGCCUAGCAGCCGUCUUUUUCUUGCCAUACAUGUUCAUAAUUUAUGCACAUGCUGUCAUGUUUGUUGCUAUAAAGAAAACAAGGCAAGAAAUGCAAGUGAUACAGAUUGGAAAUGAGCCCAUAAAAGCAGGCUGCUCUGAUAGUGAGAAAAGAUGUCUCGUGAUAUUUGUUACCAUGGGAAUAUUGUAUCUGGUUUGUUGGUGUCCAUGGUUUACCUUGGCCUUAAUCUUCUCAUUAGACGAUCAGACUGAUAGUGGAAUAUACAUAACUGUCUCCCAUGUUUUCGUUGUUGUUCGGUAUAUGACUUCGGUUUUGAAUCCUGUUUUGUACACUUUCUUUAAGAGAGACUUCUACAAUGCAUUCAAACAAGUUAUUCUCAGGAAAACUCUGGAGGAACGGUUGUCUUUAUCAGAUCUGGAAACCGCUAGGAACACUACCCGUGAUGAAUUGUAAAGCAAGGUUGUAUUGCAACAUUUUCAAUCAAUAAACUAACGUCAGGAUGGUUUCUUUUUGUUCGCCAGCAAUUGCUCGAUCAAAGCGAAAUUCUAAAGUUAGGAGUAUUUUUUAUCGUUAACAUUUGCUGCGUUAUACAUUUAGUUAUUGGCGAAGUUCUGGCUGCGUUUAAAACUGCGGAUCAAGAUAUAUAAGAUAACUGAUAAAACACUUAUUACAGGUAACAUCCUAAAGGCACAUGAAUACAAUACACUACGAUAAUGGAAUAAUGAAUAAAACAUAAUAUAAUUAGUGAAAAAACAUAACAGCUGUGCUGCGUAUGACCAACUUGCAUUCUCUUGACUAAACUACUUUAACAGGGAUGUGGUGCGUAUUGAAAAGUUAACAGAAAAAGAUCGAAGGUCUAGUGACUGCUUACGACCGCCAAUGGUCACAUGUAAACCUGUUAAGGGAAAGUACUUCGCUGACAUCGUUUAGAAACACAAACAGCAAUGGAUAAGGAAAACGCGAAAGCUGAAAAGAAGAACACUCAUACGAAAAGCAUGAAAAUAUUGCCAGUGUAGGGGAUCUAGUAACUGAGUUGUGAAACUCUUAAACCUUUAUUCCCGAUCAAUGAGAACGUAAUUCUGUAUUUAUCUAACAUAAUACAUGUGAAAUUAGCGGUGGGUUACCAGUGAAAAUAUUUCACAUUUCUAAGUUCCAGCCGAGACAUAUUUAUCGCAUGUCUAUAGCUGGUGUGGCAAAGACUGACUGUAAUUAAGUUAAAUAAACUGGCUUACAACUGCUGGGAAACAAUUUCCCAUAUUAACAUAGCGCGCAAAAUGUUUUAAUUCGUGGUCUAAUGAGUUAUAAGAUAGUCCAAAUAUUAUUGCAAAGUUUACACAUGGAAAUGCUUCCAAUAAUUUCCAAGGAAGGCCAAAAGCUUUCGAAGGAUAAUUGAUUGUCUGAAAUUUUCCUAACAUAUCAGAACUGCAGGUACUUCAAAAUAAUGCUGCUAAAGUACUGUUGGGCCUUCCAAUCCGAAGCUCGUCAACUCAUGCCUUGAAAAGCCUUGAUUUCAAGCCACUUGCUUUAAGGCGAUUUUUUCAUCGUUGCACCGCAAUUCAUAAGUGCUUAAUUGGAUCAACAGAUUUUGACUUCAGUUUCAUUAGAAAUCAAGCUGUUCACUCGCACAAUACGAGACAAUUGAACGAUCUUCGUUUGCCCCUCCCUCGCACUAACUGGGGCAAGCAAAUGUUCAUUUAUCAAGCAGCGAAGGACUGGAACAGCCUCCCGCGUGAAUUAAAAGACACACGUGUUUUAUCUAUUUUUAAAGCAAAACUGAAAACUUCUUUGAAUGAUUUUAGCUAAUUUUAAUCUUUAGAAUUUUAACUUUUUAACUAAUACGAACUCUUUUUACUCUUAUUUAUUUUAGCUUGUAGUAAUUUAUUAGGUAACUCUUAUUUAUGUCAUUUUUAGGUGAUUUUUAUUUAGGAGGGCUCCACUGAAAACCACCAUUGGCGAGUUGGAUUCCCUCACUAAAUAUUAUUAUUAUUAUUAUUAUUAUUAUUA
This is a messenger RNA of Orbicella faveolata, 3094 nucleotides long. RefSeq names its product neuromedin-U receptor 2-like. Gene Ontology annotation, biological process: G protein-coupled receptor signaling pathway. The record is from RefSeq and is a predicted model, not a curated record. Lineage: Eukaryota; Metazoa; Cnidaria; Anthozoa; Scleractinia; Merulinidae. Gene Ontology annotation, cellular component: plasma membrane. Gene Ontology annotation, molecular function: G protein-coupled receptor activity.